Brenthis ino (lesser marbled fritillary) is the source of this 213-nucleotide messenger RNA. NCBI's taxonomy places the organism in Eukaryota, Metazoa, Arthropoda, Insecta, Lepidoptera, Nymphalidae. The record is from the annotation of a GenBank genome assembly.
AUGGGUACCCCUGAUGUCCGUGUUGACACCAGGCUAAACAAAUUCCUUUGGUCAAAGGGUGUCAGAAAUGUGCCUUUCCGAGUUCGUGUAAGGCUUUCUCGCAGACGUAAUGAUGAUGAGGACUCUGCACACAAAUUAUUCACCCUUGUGACGUAUGUGCCAGUUGCAUCUAUCAAGGGCUUGCAAACUGAGAAUGUUGAUGCUAGCCAAGAA